AUGCUCGUUGGACGACCAGUUGGUGACCGUGUCAAACGGUGGCGAGACCGAUGGCUAGAACAGUCGCCGCGGCCCAUAUCCGUCCAACUUGCGCCCAGCGACACCGUUCUCGACUGGGACGCAGUGCCCCAUAUCCUCGACAGUGUCAUUUCGUAUGCGUCCACAGACACACUGAUGACCUUUCGUCGUGUCUCGCGCUAUACACGGCACAAGGCAGACGGGAUCCUCUUUGAUCAUAUUCACCUGCGAUACCGGUCUGACCGUGACGUCAAACUCGGCCUCAGCCGCGUGCAUAAUCGACAGCUGGCGGUCAACUUGGGGUUGGACGAUACACCACUGCUGCCACAGGUUUACAACACUGGAUCUCGCUACGAUACGCGUGCGCAAUGGAAGACUAGGGGUCUGUUUCGACCAGACGACUCGGCGCGGCCGAACCAAUCCAUGGUGCCCUUCACCAACUGUCGCGUCAUCGACAUCGAUGGCGGGUUUAUCAGCCAUUCCAGCGCACCCCUUUUGGAUACACUGUAUAUCAUAUGGUGCGCGUGGAACAGCACAAUCGAUUGGCAACCGCAACAGUCUCCUACUCUUCAACCACCUCCCGUCGUCGGUGUUCACGGUCCAGCAAAGGGUACCGUCCGCCUCUUUCCCGACUCCAAUGGAAUCUUGACCGCUUUCCGGGUGAACUGGCUACCCAUCGCCGUCAGCGUGGCUUUUGCUGCUCCAAAGAGCAAAACGUAUCGGUUCAAACCGGGGUUGGGCAACAGCGGUAUAGGCGAUUGCACGCCAAUCUGCGGCCGCUGUGUGCAGCAUAUAGUCGAUGGAGCAGUACCGUUCCCGCCAAACCGCUAUGCCUGGUCGCCGUCGUGGGGCAAAUGUACCCGGGCACGCCCACGCCAGCCUUCCGUCAACGUCUAUGUCGUGUGGACAGACACCACACCGAACACCCGCAGGAAGAGGAACUCGCGGUCCGACGACCAUGACCUCGUCAGCAGCAUCUUCAUGGCUAUUGCGCCGUUCGGGGCACAGUACAACCAAGGAGAUGGAUCGAUGCUUGGCCAACCGGGCACAGCUUGGGUCGUCUUCCCCCAGCUGCGGGGUGACGCAUUCAUGGCCCACCAGGAGAGCUUGACGAACAAGAUGCGUCAGUACCUGUCCGACCAGGUCGAUCUCGAGAAAUCAGGCGCGACGGUUGAUCAAGUGCUGGAGAGACUAGAGUAUCUCACAGUACAGGGCUAUGCUGCACGCGUUGGACGGCAGGCGGCGUCGUUGGAGCUUGGAGAGGAUAAGAUUGGGGACCUGGGUUUGGGUGGGUGGCCCAGCUGA
Molecule: messenger RNA, 1323 nt
Organism: Apiotrichum porosum
Lineage: Eukaryota; Fungi; Basidiomycota; Tremellomycetes; Trichosporonales; Trichosporonaceae
Exons: 1
Coding region: 1-1323 (440 amino acids)
Source: RefSeq, a predicted model, not a curated record